GUGCCCUGUGACCACUUCAGUUUCUUCGGGCAGAGCAGCGUUUCGUGUACUUACAAGCAAUCCGCAAGCAAUCUGGACUGGGAUUUGAUUCGCUUAUGUUAAAAUCAUGGCUUGCUCAGAGGAAGCGGAGGCCCAGUUCUCAGAGAUAGAGCUGUUAUUAAGUAUGUUUCCAAGUGAAGAAGAGUUACUGGUGGAUCAGCUCUCUCACGCGGAGCUCCGGGCUUUUGUGGAGGGCUCAGCUGAUACUCCCCCCAGCACCAGACCCCAGCUCUCUAUCAAGGUGAAGGUGGACAACCCUGAAGUGAGUAUUACAUUGUCCUGCACUUAUCCAAACGACUACCCGAAAGUGCUGCCAGAGAUUACUAUCAGAUGUCCUGAGCUCACUAGAGCGCAGCAGAUGCAGCUUCAUUCUGAACUCAACACCUACCUGUCUGCAAGCUGCUGCGGUGAAGUGUGUGUUCUGUCUGCCGUGCAGUGGAUCCAAGACAAUGCGCAAACAUACAUCAGUAAAAGCGUUCCUGUCAGUGAGCCCAAGAAGGAAAAUGUCUCAAUGCCGUCAAAAGAGACUUUCACCAGACUUUGGAUCUACAGUCAUCACAUUUACAAUAAGUUCAAGAGGAAGAACAUUCUGGAAUGGUCAAAGGAGCUGAACCUCUCGGGGUUCAGUAUGCCAGGGAAGCCUGGCAUUGUAUGUGUGGAGGGGCUGCAGUCUGGCUGUGAUGAGUUCUGGGCGAGGGUGAAAGUUUUAACAUGGAAGAGAAUUAUGAUUCGUCACAGAGAGGAUUUCCCUCUUGAUAGCAGCUGGUCAGAGGAGAGAACUGACUCCCUUCGCAAAUUCACAAGUUUCCAUGAAGCGAUUUUUGACCCUCACGGGAACAGAGGAAACCACAUGGACCUUGGACAGCUCUAUCAGUUCCUUCAUGACAAAGGAUGUGCUGAUAUCUUUCAACUGUACUUUGGGAUUGAGGGGAGAUAAUUGUGUUUGUUUGUGUGUGUGUGUGUGUGUGUGUGUGUGUGUGUGUGUGUGUUUAGGAGGCGGUUCUCAUUAUAUGAUGAGAAAUACAAUUUCAGCCUUCAUUUUUAGGCUCACCAACAAAUUGAAAUGUAAAAAAAAUAUUUUAUUGAAUUAUGCAAUUAAGACAAGAUAAACCCAUUCUAAUGCAAUAUGAGUUGUAACACAUUUUUUAUUGUCAAUCCUAACUAAAACAAGAUUGUAGUCCAUUGAAAUGGCCACAAGAAGAGUUCUACUUAAGAAUUCAGCCAUUUUUGUGUGUCCAUGGAAAAUUGUUUAGUUUAAGUGGACUGGAUAUAAUGCUUUAAAUAAAACAUUAGAAUGAGUAAAUGAUAACAGAUAACAGAAUGUUCCAUUUUGGGUGAACUGUACCAUUAAAGGGAUAGUUCACCCAAAAAUGUAAAUUCUCUCAUCAUUUACUCACUCUCAUGCC
Molecule: messenger RNA, 1445 nt
Organism: Xyrauchen texanus (razorback sucker)
Lineage: Eukaryota; Metazoa; Chordata; Actinopteri; Cypriniformes; Catostomidae
Gene: rwdd2b
Product: RWD domain containing 2B
Exons: 4
Coding region: 107-976 (289 amino acids)
Molecular function (GO): protein binding
Source: RefSeq, a predicted model, not a curated record